Messenger RNA from Euleptes europaea (tarantolino), 1136 nucleotides. It is a transcript of the gene AMT, whose product is annotated as aminomethyltransferase. Gene Ontology annotation, molecular function: aminomethyltransferase activity; protein binding. NCBI's taxonomy places the organism in Eukaryota, Metazoa, Chordata, Lepidosauria, Squamata, Sphaerodactylidae. Gene Ontology annotation, cellular component: mitochondrion. The transcript is spliced from 8 exons. Gene Ontology annotation, biological process: glycine catabolic process. The record is from RefSeq and is a predicted model, not a curated record. The coding region runs from base 51 to 1118 and encodes 355 amino acids.
GUCUGAAGCAAACGCCUCUCUAUGACUUUCACCGGAACCAUGGUGGGAAGAUGGUGGCCUUCGCAGGCUGGAGCCUACCUGUGCAGUACACCCACAGCCACUUGGAGUCCCACCUGCACACACGUCAGCAGUGCUCGCUCUUUGAUGUGUCUCACAUGCUGCAGACUAAAGUGUAUGGCAGAGACCGGGUGAAGUUCCUGGAGAGCCUGGUAGUUGGGGACAUUGAAGAGCUGAAGCCUGAUCAGGGCACUCUGUCUCUGUUCACGAAUGAAAAAGGAGGCAUCAUAGAUGACUUGAUUGUGACCAGCACUUCAGAGCAGCACCUCUAUGUGGUCUCCAAUGCAGGCUGCGUGGACAAGGAUUUAGCCCUCAUGCAGGACAAAGCAAAAGAAAUGAAAGCCACUGGAUGCGAUGUGGAUUUGGAGGUUUCCGAGAAUGCUUUGCUCGCUCUGCAAGGUCCUGCCAUGGCCCGUGUGCUGCAGGCCGGGGUGUCAGACAGUCUGGCUAAGCUGCCCUUCAUGAGCAGUGCGGUGAUGGGUGUGUUUGGAGUGCAAGGCUGCAGGGUCACACGCUGUGGCUACACAGGCGAAGAUGGCGUAGAGAUCUCUGUCCCUGCAAGCCGAGCGGUGGAGCUGGCUGAGCUCCUGCUCAGAGAUCCAGCUCUGUGGCUGGCAGGACUUGCUGCUCGAGAUAGUUUACGCUUGGAGGCCGGGCUCUGUCUCUACGGGAAUGACAUUGAGGAGAGCACAACUCCUGUGGAGGCCAGUCUGACAUGGACCCUGGGGAAACGCCGUCGUAUUGCCAUGGAUUUUCCUGGUGCGCAUAUCAUUUUGGCCCAAAUCAAAGAAAAACCAAAGAGGAAACGUGUAGGACUGAUUUCCACAGGGCCUCCUAUCCGUCAACACAUGCCAAUCCUUGGUCCAGAUGGCAAAAUCAUUGGUGAGGUUACCAGUGGCUGUCCCUCACCCUGUCUGCAGAAGAACAUUGCCAUGGGCUACGUGGAGAGUGAACACAGCAAGCUGAACACAGCCCUCAUGGUAGAAGUGAGGAAGAAGAGCUGUCCAGCUCUAGUGACCAAGAUGCCUUUUGUACCCACCCACUACUACACAGUGAAAUGAGCAGCUGCUGGCACAGAC